Molecule: messenger RNA, 1101 nt
Organism: Nelumbo nucifera (sacred lotus)
Lineage: Eukaryota; Viridiplantae; Streptophyta; Magnoliopsida; Proteales; Nelumbonaceae
Product: small ribosomal subunit protein uS2-like
Biological process (GO): translation
Cellular component (GO): ribosome; small ribosomal subunit
Molecular function (GO): structural constituent of ribosome
Source: RefSeq, a predicted model, not a curated record
UCGACGGAAUUCCCCUGUUCCAAGAACAUGAAGCUUGUCAAUCUUUCUCUUCGUCGGGCAUCAAUUUCGUAAUAGGUUUUCCAAUAUCGAUUAGGAGUCACGAUUCUCCUGCUUCUUCUUUUCAGAAUUUAGAGGUGAAAUCCUAAUUUGUUUUGAAGUUCUAGUUGCAGACAAUCAGGGAGUCCAGACAACUUCUUUAUAUAUAGACUUUCACAGAAAGACAAUUUACAGGCCUCGACAGUUGAUAGACGUCCUAGUUUUAACCGUUGCUGCCAUGGAGACGUUCAAGAGACUAUCGAUGGCUGAGAAAGAGGCCGACCUUCGAUUGAUGCUGAUCGCAAAUGUCCAUCUCGGGGCGAAGAAUUGUGACCUUUUCAUGAGAAAGUACGCAUUGAAGCAAACAUCUGACGGCGUCUUUAUCAUCAACCUCAAGGAGACAUGGGAGAAGCUUGAGCUCGCAGCGAGGAUCAUCGUUGCCACAGAGAACCCAGAAGACGUCGUCGUUCAAUCUUCAAGGCCGGAUGCCCAGGAUGCUGUCAUGAAGUUUGCAGAGCUCACCGGUGUACACCCAGUUGCCGGGAGACGCUUCUUGCCGAGCACGUACACGAACCAUUGCCAGCCUGCGUUCAGAGAUCCUCGUCUGCUCAUUGUGGCAGACCCUAGAGCUGACUUCCAGGCAAUGGAGGAAGCUGCUUCACACGGCAACGUUAGGAUUGUAGCGUUCUGUGACACUGAUUCGCCGUUGAACUACGUCGGAAUCGCCAUCCCCGGGAACAACAAAGGGAAGAACAGCGUUGCAUGCUUGUUCUGGGUGUUGACCAAGAUGGUUUUGAGGAUGCGUGGUGUAGUUCGGCUGGGGAAGCCAUGGAAGGUCGCUGUUGAUGACUUCAUCUGCAGAAAGACUGAGGUGGUGAUCACCAAGAAAGAAAAUGAAGAAGGGGAAGAUGUUGUUGAGUUUCAUUUGGAUGCUUAAGUUGCAUCAGCCAUAAUUCCUGCUCAGUUAUAUUAAUUGCUGUUUUCCUUUCUCUUUAAUGCAUAUUUAUUUAUGAGUUCUGUAUCAGAAAUCUUGUUUGUAAUUUUCAUGGCAGCUGUUAAAAUUCA